Molecule: messenger RNA, 642 nt
Organism: Gossypium raimondii (Peruvian cotton)
Lineage: Eukaryota; Viridiplantae; Streptophyta; Magnoliopsida; Malvales; Malvaceae
Product: carbon catabolite repressor protein 4 homolog 4-like
Exons: 6
Coding region: 1-642 (213 amino acids)
Molecular function (GO): poly(A)-specific ribonuclease activity
Source: RefSeq, a predicted model, not a curated record
AUGGAGGACCUUGGGUAUUCUAGUAAUAUGUUUAGAGAAGUGGACAGAAGCCUGAUGGAUGUGGAAUAUUUUAUAAGAAAAACUGAAUUGCUCUUAGAGGAAACAAUAGAAUACAAUGAUCUUGUACCCUUAGACAAGCAGAAUGCACCACUGACCGACAGAUGGGGAUGGUCCAAAGAAUUAGAAAGUCCAGAGCAUCGCGGGGACCCCAAUGAUCCAUGUGGAAGAUUGAAAAGAGAUUGUGUAGGAAUUAUGGCUGCCUUUAAACUCAAGCAACCUUUUCAUCACGCCGUUGCCCAUCUUUAUUGGGAUCCAAGAUUGGCUGAUGUUAAGCUUGCCCAAGCCGAGUAUCUUUUAGCACGCUUAGCUCAGUUUAAGACACUUGUAACAGACAGAUUUGAAUGUACUCCUUCAUUAAUUUUGACUGGUGACUUCAACUCAACUCCUGGACAAGGUUUUUCAGUAUCUUAUUUCUGCCUAAUGCCUGUCAGCAUUCUCCAACUUCCAGAGUUGGAUUCUGGUGCAUUGUCAAACUAUAGCCACCCAAGUGAUCAUCUGCCAAUAGGUGCUAAAUUUGAAAUUACCAAAGACCAAAUGUUCAUACUGAGAAAUGAACGAAAAUCUGUUUACCAGAAAAACUGA